AUUACUCGUGAAUUCGUUUUCGGUGAAAAGACAAGUGCUCCGUGUGCGCGCAUCAUUUUUGUGCAACAAAACAGCCCAAAACAGGAUUACAACGAAUCUUCCAAGUGGAUUAACUAAAUAAAUAUUUUAAAUUUUUUCAAAAUGAACAAAUUCAGUGUGAUUUUGUCACUUGUUUGCGUCACUUUGACAUUGGCCGAACCACCAAGCAAUUCAUAUGGACCACCACCGCCAAGCAGCUCCUAUGGUGCGCCUAACGUGGGAUUGUCAGCCGGUCAUGGAAGCGGGUAUCAAGCCGUUGGCAGUGGAUAUCAAGAGAGCGAAGGUGCCAAUUUGGAUCCACAACUCUUGCACAAAAUCGAAGAAAUUUUGUUAGACGAAGAAAACCAUAAGAGUAGCCGUGGUGGUUCAUUGUCCAGCAGUUACGGGCCACCAUCCAGCAGUUACGGGCCACCACCUUCCGGACAACACGAGCAUGUUGUUGGCAUUAAACUUGGUCACAUAACUCAAGGACUGCAAGUUGCUCAAUUCCACCAAUCCGCACAUGCCCCAUCAAGUAGUUAUGCUGUCCCAUCGUCCUCAUAUGGCCCACCACCAACUCAGUCAUACUCAGUCCCAUCGUCUUCAUAUUCUGUUCCAUCCUCAUCGUACUCAGCCCCAUCAUUCCAUGCUCCAGCUGUCCCAUCAUCAUCGUAUGGCCUUCCAAGCUUAUCAACCUCAUAUGCAGCUCCAUCAACCAGUUUCUCGGCUCCAAUCUCAGUGCCAUCAUCAUAUCAAUCACAUGGUGGAGCAAGCUUGUCAAACACAUACUCAGCUCCAGCCAUUCCGUCCCUAAGCUACGGAGCCCCAGCUCGUGCCCCUGCAUCCACCUAUGGUGCACCGGCACCAAGCUUCUUGCCAUCAUCAACAUUCUCAUCAUACACCACCUCAUCAAAUUUCCUGGCGCCACCACCUUUGCCAUCGACAUCAUAUUCCGCGCCACGCCGUCCAGCUGCCGUGUACGGUGCCCCUAGCCAACAAACCAUUUACAUCAUUCAACCAAGAACACCCACCUCAUCAUAUUUGCCACCAAAUUCAUAUCUACCACCUCGUCAUCACUAAACACCAUUCAUCACCUCACCUCGCCACAAUUUAGAGCGUUUAGAGAAAAUACAAUUUAAGUAAAUUCCUCUUCAGCUAACGUACAAACAAAAUUCCUGUGCGAGUUACAAAACAGAAAAACAAAGCUCAUGGCUAAAUUAACAAGAAAAUUCUUUAUUUAUUUUGUUUCAUCGAAAACCUUUGUUUUAAAAAUAAUAAGUUAAACGACCAAUAUUGUGUGGGCACAACCAAAAAAAAAAAUUGCUGUGUCUCCGUUGCAUUCUAGGUAAUUAAAGUCAAUCACAUUUUGUAUAUAAAAUUAUUCAAAAUCGACGAAAAUAAAAGAUUGAAAACAACAAUAACAAA
Molecule: messenger RNA, 1443 nt
Organism: Sitodiplosis mosellana (orange wheat blossom midge)
Lineage: Eukaryota; Metazoa; Arthropoda; Insecta; Diptera; Cecidomyiidae
Product: pro-resilin-like
Exons: 8
Coding region: 142-1098 (318 amino acids)
Source: RefSeq, a predicted model, not a curated record